AUGGGCACAGGAAAGGAGGAGAUGGCCUGUGUGCCAUCAGUCCCGGAAGCCAUCCGCAAGUGCCAGCGAGCAGGCAUCACUGUCCGCAUGGUCACCGGUGACAAUAUCAACACAGCCCGGGCCAUCGCCAUCAAAUGUGGCAUCAUCCAUCCUGGGGAGGACUUCCUGUGCCUUGAGGGCAAGGAGUUCAACCGGAGAAUCCGCAACGAGAAAGGGGAGAUUGAGCAGGAGCGAAUUGACAAGAUCUGGCCAAAGCUGCGGGUGCUGGCUCGCUCCUCCCCCACGGACAAGCAUACCCUGGUCAAAGGCAUCAUCGACAGCACGCACACGGAGCAGCGGCAGGUGGUGGCCGUGACGGGAGACGGCACCAACGAUGGGCCCGCGCUCAAGAAGGCCGAUGUGGGCUUCGCCAUGGGCAUCGCAGGCACAGAUGUGGCCAAGGAGGCCUCGGACAUCAUCCUGACAGACGACAACUUCAGCAGCAUCGUCAAGGCGGUGAUGUGGGGCCGCAACGUCUAUGACAGCAUCUCCAAAUUCCUGCAGUUCCAGCUGACGGUCAACGUGGUGGCCGUGAUCGUGGCCUUCACGGGCGCCUGCAUCACGCAGGACUCCCCUCUGAAGGCCGUGCAGAUGCUCUGGGUGAACCUCAUCAUGGACACGUUCGCCUCGCUGGCGCUGGCCACCGAACCACCCACGGAGACCCUGCUUCUGAGGAAGCCAUACGGCCGCAACAAGCCCCUCAUCUCGCGGACCAUGAUGAAGAACAUCCUGGGCCACGCCGUCUACCAGCUCACCCUCAUCUUCACCCUGCUCUUUGUUGGCGAGAAGAUGUUCCAGAUCGACAGCGGGAGAAACGCACCCCUGCACUCGCCGCCCUCCGAGCACUACACCAUCAUCUUCAACACCUUCGUCAUGAUGCAGCUCUUCAACGAGAUCAACGCCCGCAAGAUCCACGGCGAGCGCAACGUCUUCGACGGCAUCUUCCGGAACCCCAUCUUCUGCACCAUUGUGCUGGGCACCUUCACCAUCCAGAUAGUGAUCGUGCAGUUUGGGGGGAAACCGUUCAGCUGCUCUCCGCUGCAGCUGGACCAGUGGCUGUGGUGCAUAUUCAUCGGGUUAGGAGAGCUUGUCUGGGGCCAGGUCAUUGCCACCAUCCCAACCAGCAGGCUCAAGUUCCUCAAGGAGGCGGGCAGGCUCACGCAGAAGGAGGAGAUCCCGGAGGAGGAGCUGAAUGAGGACGUGGAGGAGAUAGACCACGCCGAGCGAGAGCUGCGGCGGGGCCAGAUCUUGUGGUUCCGAGGCCUGAACCGAAUCCAGACCCAGAUUGAAGUAGUCAAUACUUUCAAGAGCGGGGCCUCCUUUCAGGGAGCCCUGCGGAGACAAUCCUCCGUCACCAGCCAGAGCCAGGACGUAGCCAAUGUCUCUAGCCCUAGUCGCGUGUCGUUGUCCAAUGCUCUUUCCUCUCCGACCAGCCUUCCUCCUGCUGCAGCUGGGCGUGAGUGUGAAUCCGUACCGCCUCGGGUGCCACCGCCGCCAGCGCCGGGCGGGCAGGAGGGCAGGGGCCGGGGCGCCAGGGACUCGGGGGGCAGGAGGUCGUGCUUAGGCCCACGGGGCUGA
Physeter macrocephalus (sperm whale) is the source of this 1617-nucleotide messenger RNA. Its product is annotated as plasma membrane calcium-transporting ATPase 2-like. The record is from RefSeq and is a predicted model, not a curated record. Gene Ontology annotation, molecular function: ATP hydrolysis activity; ATP binding; PDZ domain binding. Gene Ontology annotation, cellular component: postsynaptic density membrane; plasma membrane; intracellular membrane-bounded organelle. Lineage: Eukaryota; Metazoa; Chordata; Mammalia; Artiodactyla; Physeteridae. The transcript is spliced from 10 exons. Gene Ontology annotation, biological process: regulation of cytosolic calcium ion concentration. The coding region runs from base 1 to 1617 and encodes 538 amino acids.